Molecule: messenger RNA, 827 nt
Organism: Paramecium pentaurelia
Lineage: Eukaryota; Ciliophora; Oligohymenophorea; Peniculida; Parameciidae
Source: the annotation of a GenBank genome assembly
AUGAAAAUACAAUUAAUAUUAGUUCUUCUAAUAGCAGUCAAUACUCAAUCUUUUUUGGAAGAGUCAUCACAAUAUUACUAAACUCCAUUUGCUCCCAUCAUGAUCUAAGAGGAUGUGUAAUAAUAAUAAGGGAUUGAAACAGCAAUGGCUCCUGAAUAAGAAUAUGUAUAUGAUCCAGAGUCAGUUUUAUAAUCAGCCAAAGAAUAAUAAAUUUUAAUAGCUAGAAAUUAUGAAUAAAACUUACCUGCAAAAGGUGAUUGCAUAAUAUUGUAUUCUGAAUGCAACUUUAGAGGUUCAUCAUUUAAGUAUUGCAAUAAACCAGAUGAAAUUUUAUCAUUCUAACUCCCAAUUUAAUCUGUUUAUGUUCCUAUUGGGUAUUAAUUAUAUUUAAUAAGAUCUACCUUCCAAAUGACUGAUGCCAUAGAAGGAAACAAAAUUAAUAUGUUAAUGAGUUAAAAUUGCAUAUUAUCUGGUUUACAUUUACCAGAACCAUAAUUAUAAGAAGUUUAAGAGACUGGUAGUAGUUGGUUUAGUGAAUUGAAAGAUUCUGAAAAGGCAAUUUUAGAUGAAGGUGAUUUAUCAACACCAAAAAUAUAAUUCUUUGAUAAUGAUGGAAAUGUGAUUAGUAAAUUGUUUUUUGAUUAUUCCAUCAGGUAGAGAACAAUAUUAAAAAAUGGUUGAAGAAGAUGCCAAGAGAUCAUAUGAAAUUUUAACUGGAUAAACUAAUUUAUCAUCUCCAGGAGAAUAACAACCAUAAUAAACUGCCACAAAUGUUAAUAUUGAAGAAAUGCCAGCUGAAAAAGAAGCAUAAUAAUAAUAAUAAUGAU